AGUGUGGUUGAGUGUGAAUAUUGCGAAUUGUGAGCUCUGUGAGGGAGCAGUGCUAUUUGUGUUAGUAGACGUUGGUAGUGAUGUGGAACUUUGCAACGGUGAAAAUAUGACGAAAAUAAAUCCGUUUACGAAUGUCUCGUUUCUGCGUAUCACGACAAUUCUUUGUACAAUAUCAUUAUGCUUAGCCGCCCUGUCCGACAAACAAUUAUGUUACGACCCAAAUUGUUCGGAACCUGUUUCGCUGGCCAAGACUAUACUCUCUUACAGAGCAAACGAUCGCGAGGUAAUGUCAUUUGGUAUCAAUGUAGAUGUCAAAGUUUUUAGUAAAGGUUCUGGAAAACGGACAGACUUAUGGGGUGUUGAGAUAAAUGGCAAGCGUGGAUUCGCACCCAAAUCAUUUCUCAAUGAAUAUAAAGUUCUAAAACGUGAUUUGUUGUAUGAAGUGCCUGUUUAUAAGUUUAAUGGUGAAGUUAAAGUUCAGCCUGAGAAAUUUGAAUCAAUAGAGAAAGAGAGUAGCGAAUCGCAUACUUUGUUGAAAGAUGAGUUAUCUCAGGAUGAUAAUAAGACACCGUCAUUAAAAUAUAUAGAUGAAGGUAUCAUAAAAGAAUCUCAUACAAUCAAUGCAGAUAGUGUAUCACCUUCUUACGAAGUGAUAGAUGGUACCACAGUUUAUUUUGAGAGUAAUCCAUCUGUGCAACCCAGCUCUGUGUCUGAAGUUACUCAUACUACUGCAUUGCCGAAUGAACAAGCUUCAAUGACUCCUGAUUCUGAAAUAGAAGAAUUAUCAUCUGACAAGAAUACAUUUAUCAAUAACAAAGAAUUAGAACCAGGCUCGAAUGAUACCAGUAGUAAACUUGAAGGAAUUAAAUUAGAUACUCAAAAAGAGACAAACCUUGAUUUUGCGAUAGAAAAUUCAGAAGCAAUAAUUGAAUCAACCUUAGAUACAGUGAACAAAGAUGGCAUUUCAGUGCUUGAUGGCAGUAGUAAGUCUGAAAAGGAAUCGUUUAAAAAGAUAGAACAUACGGAAAAAUUAGAUGACAGUGUUAAGGAAAAUGUAGAAGAUAAUAAGAAAGAGAAAGUUACCGAACAUGUUGAAAGCGACAGUAUAUUUGCCUCCAUUACGAAAACAUUUAACAUAUUAUCUAACUUGGAAACUGUGACUACAGAUAGCACUAUUAUUCAAAGUAGUGAUGAUACAACUUCUGAAACUACUGAGAACAAUCUACAAUUACAGGAACAAGUUUCGGAAAAUAUUGAAGUUGAUGCUGUAACCGAAAAUAUUCUUCAAUCUCAAAUAAAAUUGGAAUCAAAUAUAGAUCAAAGUUUUACAGAUAAAGAAAAAGUAGAAGCGCCGCAAGAAGUUAUAUAUGAGAGUACUACUGAGAGUAUUACUGAAAGCAUAAAAGUUUCUAAUGAAAAGAUAGAUGAAGCUUCCACAAUUAUUGUGGAAAAUAUUACAUCUAAUGACGUGCCUUUACCUGAUAAUAUAGUACAUGAAAAUGUUGAUAAACCUGCCAAAGAAUUGCCAACAACAUCUUCAAUUUUAGCGAACAAUAGUUCUAUUUCAAAACUCGACGUUGAUAGCCAUGUUGAAAAUAUUGAAAAAUCGAAAACCAAUGACGCAAAAGAAGUUACAGAAAAUAUAAGGACUGACGAUGCAAUUAUUUCUGGUGAAAAAGAAUCAACGAUCUUGUCUAAUUUGCAAGAAACUCUAACCACAAAUAUCAUUACUCAAAGUAGCGACGAUAUUGAGCAGAAAUUACUAGAAAGUAAUGGAGCAUAUCUCGAAAAUAUAAAGAAAGAUGUCGAUAACGAAGAAAUCAUUGGCCAAGCUGAUAAAAAUGUAAUUGCUGAAAUUUCAGAAACUAUUAGUUUAUCAUCUGAAAUAGCAGAAGAUAUUACGACAAAAUCAUUUUCAGAAAGUUAUUCUGUUGAUGAAAAUAUAGCAAUUACAGAAGAGGCAUUAAAUCGUAGCACUGAAGAUAUUCAAUUUAAUAAAGAAUCAAUUGUACAUAAUAAUGUAAAUAAAAAUGAUAACUUAGUUAACGACAUUAGCUCUGAUAAUGUUCCUAUGGAAUCUAAUGAAAUCUCGAAAUCUAGCGAUCUUGGGCCGGAACAAUCUACAGAUUCUAGUCAAGAAAGUAUAAUCUCAGAGCAAACAAUGAUUCUUAAUAAAAUUCUCAAGAAACAAGAUUUACCAAGUAUUGAAAAUUUAGAACACAAAGAUAACGAAAGUCAGAUCGUCAACUCUAGAAAAAAAGAAAAAACCUUACCUGAAUAUGGUGAUCGCAUAAGCAGUGAAAUUAAGGUUUUGUAUAAAAAAAAGAAUGGAAAUAAUAGCUUGGAGAAACUAGAAUCUACAUCUUUUCCAAACGAAGCAGAAGUAACUUGCACAACAAUAUGUACAACUUGUACGAAAGAUCACGAAUGUAUAACCGAGACAGUAAAUGAGAACGAAAAGGUAGACCUUAAAAAAGGACAGGAUGAAGAAGACAGUUUAAUGGAUAAAACAAGAUUGGAUUAUAAUUAUUGGAAAACAUUAAUGUAUCUGUGUGUAACAGCUUUUGCAACACUCGCGUUCACUCUCGGAUAUUAUUACAUUGAGAAUAUAAGAAGAGAUGGACAGCUUAUUGCAAGAAUUAAUGACCUCGAGAAAGAAUUGUUAGUUUCUACAAAAGAAUGUGAAGUACUCGGUGAGAAUCUAAAAUCUAUCAAAGAUAAGUUGCAUUGCAUAGAAGAUGAAUCAUUUGGUUCUAAUGAAAUGGUUGUAUCGCUAAAAGCUGAUUUAGAAAUAUCACAGAAUGCAAAGAUGGAGUUGGAAGAACAAGUGACUUCGUUGGAGAAAGAGUUAGAAAACAUAACAGAAGCUGGUUUAGAAAUGGAACGUAUGCUAAGAGAAAUGUUGUCAUCGAACAAUGAAGUUAAUCCAUUAGCUCAAUCAGUGGAAAAUUUACAGACGCGAUUAGACACUCAACAAGCCGCAAACGAAUCCUUAACGAAUGCGUUGAAUCUUAAGGCUCAAGAAAUUGAAACUUUAUCAGCAGAACUUAUUUCUGCUAAGAAGAAAUGCGAGGAACUUGAAGUAAAAUAUUUGCAGAUACAAGAUGAAUUGGCGACUCAGAAAAAUCUUAAAAAUAAUAUAGAACAAACAUUAACAGAUGAAGUACAUAAUUUAGAAGAACAAAUAGAACAAUUGUCUACUGAAAAGUCGUCAUUACAUAAAGAAUUGAAAGACAAAGAGAUAGAAGUGAAAGAAUUAUUAGAAAUUAUCAGCCAAGUUAAGUCAACAAACAAUUUGGAUUUGGAAAAGUUAUACGAUGUAUCUCGCAUUAAAAUUGAGGCAGUGCAACUACGUGAGGAGAGAGACGAAUUAAAGAUGCGAUUAAACGAUGUUGAUGGAGCUCAUCAGUUAUUAGAAGAACAUAUGAAACUUGUUAAAGAAGAAAUAGUUGCGUUAAGCGAUCAGUGUAAAAUGGCUGUAAAAGAAAAGAAAGAUGCAGAGACACGACUUGAAGUUUUAUCAAAGUUUUUCCAAGAUAAAGAAACCGAACGCCAAAAGGAAGAGGCUAUUUGGUUACAAAAACAAGGAGAAGUUGUAUCAACGGUUGAAAGGUUACACACAAUGCAAAAUGAAAUUCAAAAUUACAAACAACAAAUAGAAAUGUUAAAACGAGAGAUUGUGGAUCAGGAGAGGGAAUACAAAAAUCAAAUAUCCGCUCUAGAAACAAAGGCACAUGAGCAAUGGGUCGCUGCCCGUCAAAAUGAGCGCCGUUUGGAAGAAUCGAAAGCUGAGGCCGGUCAAUUACGUAAUCGUCUUACACUCGUAGAAAAAAAUUUAAAUGAUACAGAUCCCGAAGCGAAGUUACAUCGCCUGGAAGCGAACGGAGAAACUGUGACUUCCCCGCCACUGUUCAUAGGAGCAGAAUCAUCCAGUUCUCCCGUAAUGUUUAGCAGUUCCUCGGGAGUUCCGCCGCCCCCGCCACCUUCCUAUCUACACUGUUUCCCACCGUAUCUGCCACCCUUACCGCCCGCCACUACUUCUGGUCUACCUCCGUAUGAUAUCAGUCAACGUCCUCCGCCACUCGGCGGCAGAUUGUCGUCACCUCCGCCGAUGUUACCGCCGCCGGCGAUACACCGUCCUCCGGCUUCCGGAGGCAGAUACGAGAACGCCGGUUCCCCGCCACCACCUAUGUCUCCGCCGCAUUUACUUCCACCGUUUGACCACCAUAGAUCACCACCACUGCCUCCAUUCGGUAGCGAUCAUAUUCUGCCCCUUCCUCCACCUGGCUCGAUAUUUCCUCCCCUGGGAACAGCGCAUCCAUGGGGUGAAGACUCACUGCCGCAUCCGCGCAAUUCUGGUUUUCAUCCUCAUCAACGAGAGCAACGUGCGCGCAAUCAUAAAGGUUCCUUACAUUCUUCGGGAGAAUCACUGGAUAAGACACAUUACGGGAAAGUUUAAGUUUUGUAUCUUGUUAUUCAAUACACUUGUACAAAGGCCAAAUCGUCACUGUAUCAGUGAGAGUUCUCAUUGUGUAACAAUUAUAAAUAAAUAUGUGAUGAUAAAAAUUUUACGUCAAAUAUUAAUAGAAGAAACGUAUUAUACACAGGAAUUUAUUAAACAGUGUCAUCUGUCAAUGUUA
Molecule: messenger RNA, 4640 nt
Organism: Atta colombica
Lineage: Eukaryota; Metazoa; Arthropoda; Insecta; Hymenoptera; Formicidae
Gene: Tango1
Product: transport and Golgi organization protein 1-like
Exons: 17
Coding region: 107-4459 (1450 amino acids)
Biological process (GO): endoplasmic reticulum to Golgi vesicle-mediated transport; vesicle cargo loading; protein secretion
Cellular component (GO): endoplasmic reticulum membrane; endoplasmic reticulum exit site
Molecular function (GO): protein binding
Source: RefSeq, a predicted model, not a curated record